Molecule: messenger RNA, 2319 nt
Organism: Polyodon spathula (Mississippi paddlefish)
Lineage: Eukaryota; Metazoa; Chordata; Actinopteri; Acipenseriformes; Polyodontidae
Product: formin-like protein 13
Exons: 13
Coding region: 941-2173 (410 amino acids)
Source: RefSeq, a predicted model, not a curated record
CUAGAGGCUUGGCUCUUACUUUAAUGUGUGCAGAUGUUACAGUACAGCUUCAGUAUGUCAUGGUUGGUUCCCACCACUACCAUCUCUUUUAAUGUGGGCUAAAGCCAAGUCCAAUACUAACACGAAGUAAAUAGCAGCUAUGUUCAUGUAAUAACAAUCUAUGUAGUAUUAAAGGCCCUAUAUAUAAUCUAGUGGCUGAAAGUCAGCCUGUCUCUUACUUGAAAUCCUAUACUAUAUGUUUUAUUAUAUCUAGAUAGAUUUAAAUUCCAUUUGAUACAAGCCAUCUGAUGAAAAGAAAAUUACAAUGGCUUUUAUCAAUAAGUGGCUCAUUUUCAGCAUGACACAAGUUUGAAUGCUUGGAACGCAUGUGUUCUUAAAUGCAUAAUGAAGUAGAUAUACCCAUUCCUGUUGAUUUGUCUUGUGUUCUGCAAGGUAUUUAGUACAACUGCAUGAAGGUGAGCUCGUCCUGCAGCACACAGAUCACACCACAGCGAUUGAGGACUUGGACCCUUCCACCACUGUCAUCCACAUCUCAGAUGGUAACGCGACUGUUGAGAAGCAGCAUGGAUGUGAUUCCUUUACUGUGCACACCAAGAAAAACAAGUAUCAGUUUAGGGUACCGGAUAGCUGUCACUUCAAGAGUACAGAAGAAAUAAAGAAAGAUCGGGAUGAAUGGGUACAGGCCAUUGAUAAGUUUUGUCUUCACUGGAAACGCAAAUCCCAAUUCGAACCUGAAGAUGAUGGGUUAUAUUCAAUCAUACAGGAGAGUCGGGUCUUGGACAUCAAAGAUCAGGUGGCGGAGAAGGAGCCGGUUUCCCUUGUCAGUGCAAACACAGACCCCCCACUAUCAACGUCCACUUCGGAACCAAACGUUGUGAAUGCUGUUUUACCCCAGACCCCAUUUUCUACACAGUUACCGCCUAGUACACUGGCACAGACGAUGUUUCAGACUCCUUCUCCGAAGUCACCUGCAACAGUGCCUCCCCCCUCAGAGUGUGUAAAGACACUGCCGGUCCCAGCACCGCCCCCCCCUCCACCAUCUCUGAGUCUGCAAUCCAAAUCUAUAUCAAAGAGGACAAAAGCAUUUCACUGGGACCUGAUAUCUCAAGAUAAGAUUUCAAAGUCUAUAUGGACACAGUGCAGCACAGAGAAGAUCAAGAUAGAUGCAGAAUUGCUCUAUGAUCAGUUCAGGAUCCAGGAACUAGGAACCAUUGUUGGAGUGGAGUCUGCAACAAACCAUCAAAUCUUGCUAAAUCAGAAAGUGGCACAUAAUUUUAAUAUUUUUCUCAAAAGCUUUGAUGUAAAGCCCUACGAGUUGAAAGAAAAGGUACACAUUAUAAACGCAAAGGACGGCGGUCUUACCGACGAGCAAAUCUCAUCCCUCCGGAGGUAUGUGCCUACACCAGAUGAUAUAGAAAUGUAUAAAUCAUACAAGGGUUCACCAUCCGAGCUUCAUUUGGUUGACCAGUAUAUGAUGGAGAUGUGCAAUAUCCCCAAUUUAAAUAAUCGACUGGACCUUUUGCUCACGAUCAGAGAACUUCCAAUUAGUGUGGAUGACCUUCAGCCUCUGAUAAACCAGAUGAUUAAAAUGUGCACUCAGUUGAGGAACAGCAAGUCAUUUGUUUCUGUGUUAAAGUACCUGCUAGUUGUUGGAAAUUACCUCAAUGAGAAUGCUGGGAAGGAGAAGGCCAAAGGUUUCAGACUCUCUUCUUUAACAAAACUCACACAAAUGCGUGGAAAGGAGAGAAAAGUCACCUUGCUGCAUGCCCUUGUCCAGCAGAUCAUGUUACAUGAACCCGACUUGGCUAUUUUUUUCCAAGAGUUGACAGAAUUUGAAACUGUUCCAGGGGCUUCAAUUAAAGGGCUCACUGCAGAAGUGGAUGUUCUGAAGAAUGAGCUGCAGAAAAUAAUUCAACACAAAAAGGUUUUAAAUAAAGUUUUAAAUAAAGUUAACCGGGAAACACAGUUUUACAAAGACCUAAAGACUGUACUUCAGAAGUAUGAAGCAGACCUUUCUCAGCUGACAAGGAAAUGUGACGAAAUGAAGAAACUGUACAGUGACAUACUGGUGAAAUUUGGGGAGCCACAAGAACAAGACUCACAGGAGCUUUUCGGAUGGGUGUGCUCAUUCAUCAGCAAUUUCAAGAAGAUUCAUGAAGAAAUCAUUGCAUAAGGACUUUCACGACGAGUACGGGUCCCCACACAGCAUGGACAUUCUGAGGGCGUGAGACCGUCCUCCAAUAACACAAGCCUAAAGCCAGAAUCGCUUUUACACCGAGCAAUCCAGAGCAGAGGUGGGAAGGCUACCAAUCAUGUAGA